Messenger RNA from Dovyalis caffra, 1185 nucleotides. NCBI's taxonomy places the organism in Eukaryota, Viridiplantae, Streptophyta, Magnoliopsida, Malpighiales, Salicaceae. The record is from the annotation of a GenBank genome assembly.
AUGCCAGAAACAUCAUCUACAACAUCAACAAAAUGUCCAAAUUCUAUCAAAAUUGGUCCUAAGAUGUUCUCAACACAAUUUGUCCUAAUUUUUUCUGUCCUUCUAUCCCUUCCUAUCCUUUUUCUUUUAGCCCCACGAAUUUUCCCUCCUCAUAACCCUUCCAUCCCUAUCUCCCCUUCCGAUGAACAAGAUGACCUUUACCUCUUCCGCAAAGCCGCAGCCUCCGCCUCUUCCUUCCACCCUUCCUCCUCCCUCACCCAUUACCCUUCCGCCCAUUCUCAUUUCACCUCCAAAUCUAAAAAACUCAAAAUCGCCUUCCUUUUCUUGACCAAUACAGAUCUCUUUUUCGCCCCUUUAUGGGAACAGUUCUUCAAAUCCGCGGAUAAAAACCUCUUCAACAUUUACGUCCACGCCGAUCCUCACUCCAAUGUUACAAAACCCGAAGGGAUUUUUUAUUCCCAAUUCAUCCCUGACGCGAAGCGCACUUAUCGUGCCUCCCCCACCUUGAUCUCCGCCACUCGCCGCCUCCUCGCCACCGCCAUCCUCGACGACCCAGCCAACGCCUUCUUCGCCGUCCUCUCCCAGUACUGCAUCCCUCUGCAUUCCUUCAAAUACGUCUACAAUUCGUUGGUUACUUCCAAAUCUUUCGAUUUGUCUUCCCCCGAGUCAGACCCUGAGUCGACUCAGUAUAAUGUGAAAAUCGAGCACAAGAGUUUCAUCGAGGUUAUAUCGAAGGAGCGGCGGUUAUGGAAAAGAUAUGUGGCCAGGGGAAGGUAUGCGAUGAUGCCAGAGGUGCCUUUCGAGAAAUUCCGCGUUGGGUCUCAGUUUUUUGUUCUCACGCGCCGACACGCGCUCGUGGUGAUUGAGGAUCGGAGGCUGUGGAACAAGUUCAAGCUGCCGUGUUAUCGAGAAGAUGAAUGUUUCCCAGAAGAACAUUAUUUUCCUACGUUGUUGUCAAUGCAGGAUCCGAAGGGCUGUACUCGGUAUACAUUAACAAGGGUUAAUUGGACAGGAACUAGAAAUGGGCAUCCUUAUACUUAUAAGGCUGCUGAGAUUUCUCCGAUUUUAAUUCAGGAGCUGAGGAAAUCCAAUUAUUCGAGUUCGUAUUUGUUUGCGAGGAAAUUCGAACCGAAUUGCUUGAAACCUUUGAUGAAAAUUGCAGAUAAAGUCAUUUUCCGGGACUAA